This is a messenger RNA of Ornithodoros turicata, 1173 nucleotides long. RefSeq lists its product as uncharacterized. Bases 568 to 1068 code for a protein of 166 amino acids. The record is from RefSeq and is a predicted model, not a curated record. Lineage: Eukaryota; Metazoa; Arthropoda; Arachnida; Ixodida; Argasidae. The transcript has 7 exons.
UCUGGAAAGACUGCCGGAAAACGCAGGGAAAACCUCAGUCACCACAGCCGCGGUGAGGGGAAUGGAACCCUCGCCACCUCCCAGUCUCGGCGUGGAAGACGAUCGUCCUAACCGCGCUACGCCACGCGAGCUUGUGCUACGUCACUAUGUUUACACUAGAGUCACUAAGUGGGGGUACAGAGUACCGCAUUCGUUUUCCGCGACGGAGCCGCCGUUCGGAGUCCGCGAUUGGGCCCCCGCUCGUGUCACGUGGUUUCUCCUUCCAAGAAUGCGGUCCCAUUCCAUCCAAAACUUUUCUUUCUUGGGGUUCUUGGGUUUCGAGCUGGCUCGACAGCGCUCUGUUCUCCGGCGGAGAAGGGGGAGAUUGACGUCCCAUUGCUAAGCGACGGAGCGGCGACGGAACCAAGAUGGCGGGCUCGCUCGCCGGCGUGGAAUGAAAGACGCGGCGACCUUGACACCAGCCCAAGAGGAAUAAAAUUUAUCCGUUGCGUCGCUGGCGACUUGUGAGCGAAAGGAACAUUAUUCGCAGGAAACAUAUUCCAAUCCCUAAAUCGAAACCAGCAAAACAUGCGGAAAGCCCAGGAGCCAAGCGGCGAAGCUCAGGAGCGACGUGACAUAAUUUCGGAGGAGAAUGAAGAAGAGACGGAGAGCACCAGCACCACGUCACGCACCCCGUACUACAAGCCACUCUUGCUGCCCAGCGGAAAAAUUGUCGAUAUCACGAAAAGGAAUCAGUUUAUUCGGGAAUGGAAGAAAGAACACUUGCGAUGCGAUGUCAAGCCCUACAUGGUGCUCUUGGUGUCAUUCAGCUUCCUGUUUCUCGUCAUGUACGCCUACACCUACCACCAGGCCGUAAUAUACACGAUACUGGAGAAAUUUCAAGGCAAAACGACGUCCAGCAUCGAGCCGAGAAACCUCAACGAGACUUCCGAAUACGUCACGGUUCCUUUCAAUAUGGCAAAAGGUUACGACGCACAGGACACGCUGCCAGCUCGGGAAUCUCCGACAACUACCAGCGACAACUUCACCACUAACAGGCGGCGAGGCACUGCAUUACGACGUCGUUGAUUUUCUUUACUUCGCAUAACCCAUAAUGAAACUCUGAAUAUUUAAAGUCUGAUGACAAAAUGAUAUAGCGUGUCUUCAUCUGAGAAUGCAAGAGGAAGAAGCUCA